Messenger RNA from Pan troglodytes (chimpanzee), 771 nucleotides. RefSeq names its product proline-rich protein HaeIII subfamily 1-like. Lineage: Eukaryota; Metazoa; Chordata; Mammalia; Primates; Hominidae. The record is from RefSeq and is a predicted model, not a curated record. The coding region runs from base 1 to 771 and encodes 256 amino acids. The transcript has a single exon.
AUGCAAUUGGCCCCGGCCCCCCCACCCCCCACCCCCGGCAUAGGAGGCCCCCCCCACCUCGCCCGGCUCACACCCCCAAAGGGAGGGACCCACAUUGCACACACUGUAAGAAAUGCACUUUCCGAGGAAGGGGAUGGGGGAGCCCGGACACCCAGAGCUCCCCGAGUUGGGGGUGCCCGUCUGGAGCGCCCCCGUCAGCCCCUGGCGGUGGGAGGUGAGAGCGAGUGGUUUAAGUGCCUGAUUCCCACCACCCGCCCCCCCUUUGUCCAGCUGGGACACGGAAUGGCCGCGGGCCUCCUCCCCCUCCCCUCCAGCCUCUCCACCAGCCCCUCCAGUCAACCCUCAUCGCCGUGCCCCCCCAGAGCUAGAGAGAUGGGGCCCCUGCGUGGCCCGAGGGGCAGAGCUAGGCGUCACUUCCCAAGCGUCCUGCCCUGCCGGGGCGCGGGGGUGGGCUCUGGGGAAGCCGGUGCGCCCCCCACGCCUCCGCUGCCAGUGCCUUACAUUCUGGAGCGACCCCCCUCCCUGGUGCCUCCCAGCGAAGGGGGACCGCCGUUUGCACUUUCAUCGCCUCCCCCGACGCGGGGCCCAGCUGGGGGACGUGCAUCACAGCUGGGCCCCCAGAGGAGAGAGGAGGCCGACGCCAGCGGUCCCCGCUCGGAACGGGGAGGGUUUUCGGGGGGUUCGGCGUCGCACCUCGGGGCCCCCCGCGGCCGUGUAGGGGGCCUCCCAUCUGCUAAGCGUUUUUCCGUUGAGCCGCUCCAAAAACACUAA